Mya arenaria is the source of this 7237-nucleotide messenger RNA. Its product is annotated as sodium/hydrogen exchanger 9-like. The record is from RefSeq and is a predicted model, not a curated record. Gene Ontology annotation, molecular function: sodium:proton antiporter activity. Gene Ontology annotation, biological process: regulation of pH; proton transmembrane transport; sodium ion transport. NCBI's taxonomy places the organism in Eukaryota, Metazoa, Mollusca, Bivalvia, Myida, Myidae. Bases 13 to 2196 code for a protein of 727 amino acids. The transcript is spliced from 18 exons. Gene Ontology annotation, cellular component: membrane; recycling endosome.
CGUGUUUUCAAAAUGGCUUCCAAAAUGAGAAUUUUGACAUUUUAUUUGAUAAUUUCCUGGAUUUUCUCUGCAAUGGCAGAAGUUACAGAGACUCCACUUACACCGUCGGUAGAAAAUGACGAAGAAGUACUUGUUACAGAUCAACAUAAAACUGACAGCUUAACUAUUCUCAUGUUAUUGGGAUUGUUAUUGUUGACAAUUUUGACAGUUUGGUUAUUCAAACAUCGCCGACUUAGAUUCGUACAUGAAACAGGAUUGUCUAUUAUCUAUGGUUUGAUUAUAGGUGCUGUAAUUCGCUAUACUAGUCAUCCAAAUACACAGAGAACAGCUCAUGCAGUUUUGGAUAACUAUUCCACCAAGACAACACCAGAAGCUGUCUUUAUAACCAUGAAUGUAACCAUCAAUCAAAACAGCACAGUGGAGAGAACUAUAAAAUACAGUUUAGACAAAAUAGUUACUUCAGUUGAGGAAGAAGCACCUUUAGAAAAAACAGUUACGUUUGAUCCAGAAAUAUUUUUCAAUGUGUUCCUACCUGUGAUAAUUUUUGAAGCUGGAUACAGUAUGAAAAGAAGGCAUUUCUUCAGAAACUUCGGAGCUAUUGUUAUGUAUGCCUUUGUUGGUACAACUGUAUCCUGCAUGGUUGUCGGUGGUUUGAUGUUUGCGAUAACAAGAUUUCUGCCAUUUGAGUUCACAGUCAACGACUGCUUCUUCUUCGGAGCUAUAAUCUCAGCCACAGACCCAGUGACCGUCCUGGCAAUCUUUAAUGAUCUGAAUGUAGACGUAACACUGUAUGCUCUUGUAUUUGGGGAGAGUGUUCUAAACGAUGCUGUGGCUAUAGUUUUAUCUGGAUCUGUGGAAGCAUAUGGAAAGGGUGGUGGAGGUGAAGGAUUCAGUGUAAAUGCAUUGUUCAAAGCUCUUGGGAAUUUCUUGGGUAUAUUUGGCGGCGCUUUCUUGAUAGGCUCAGUGUUCGGAAUGGUCACCGCACUGCUUACAAAGUACACCAAACUUCGUGACUUUCCUGUCCUGGAGACGGCACUCUUCUUCCUCAUGUCAUUUGCAUCAUUCCAAACAUCAGAAGCAGCUGGACUAACAGGAAUUGUUGCUGUGUUAUUCUGUGGGAUAUGCCAGGCCCACUACACAUACAAUAACCUUUCUGAAGAAUCCAAGCAAAGAACUAAGCAGUUAUUUGAGCUGCUGAACUUCUUGGCUGAGAAUUUUGUGUUUUUGUACAUCGGGGUGUCUGUGUUCACGUUUGAGAGUGUUGCCUGGAAUGGAUGGUUUAUACUGGGAGCUUUUGCUUCUAUCAUCAUAGCUAGGGCCAUAAACGUUUAUCCUUUGUCAGCUUUAUUAAAUCUCGGAAGGAGAAACAAAAUUCCAGUGAACUUGAUGCACAUGAUGCUGUUUUCAGGUUUGAGGGGUGCAAUAGCAUAUGCUCUGGCUAUACGAAACACGUCGACAGAGGCCAGGAAGCACAUGUUGUCUGCUACGAUGAUGAUUGUGCUGGUCACUGUCAUACUUUGUGGUGGCUUUGUAACACCUGUGCUCCAGCUCUUAAAGAUAAGGGUUGGUGUCGAGGAUGAGGAACCUCAUACGGAGCAGUCCGCAGAUGUCCGAACUGCGAUGACCCGACAACGCCAAUACAGCACGAUGGAGGUCCCUAGGGGAGCAACAGGGGCUACUUCUCCUCCCUCCCAGCCUUCCUCACUGCAGAGUCAAGCUGAACAAGAUAUUCAGUCUCGCUCGUUCGGGAAGGCCUAUCUUGUUGCCAAGUGGUACAAAUUUGACAGAAGGUUUUUAAAGCCGUUUCUGACCAACAGUCGUCCCAAUCUGAUGGAGACCUGUCCAGGCUGUUGUAUGCCUCUUGCAAAAAUGCUCACAACACAGGAGCAACUCAUGGAGAGUGGAUUCAAUAAUGAUGAGGACUCGGAUACAGAAAUGAUCAUAAAUCAUAGAGAGCUCUCUAUAGGAGAGCACAGCGAGAUCAGUGGUAGCCCAUCCGUUAACUCUAACCUGGACAAGGAGCACACGGAGGUAACGGAAGAGAUCGAUUUAGGUGAUAAUCAGUUAGAUUCGUUUCCUCGCUACCAGGAGGAGAUAAGCGGUGACCUUGGAUUGGGCCAGGAUGACCUUGGAUCAUAUAACCAGCCAAUGAGAUUACAAGUCAACCUCGGCUCACCCACAGGCGAUAGUGUAUGAAUAUAACAUGUACAUGUAUAUAGGGAUUAUUGAGGGUGCGAAAAUGAGAAAACAACCGGUUUUAGUUUCAUAUUACUCUGGUAUUCUAAGCCAUGGUUCAUCCAUGGAUGGAUGAUCGCAUAUGAAAACUAUUGUAUUUUGUGGAUGCCUAGGGUGAAGAAAAUUCACAUAAAACAUAAGGGUUUAGUCUGCCCUUUGCUACACUUAGACUGUGAAUGGUGUAAAACAGAUAUUUAAAAAAACGUUCGCUCAUUAUUCAUUGGACUUAAUGUUAAUCAUGUUUUUACCUAACUAGUUUCUAAGAGAAGCUUUGAAUGUUGUAUUUCCAUCAAACAACACCAUGUUUGAGUUGAGCAAAAAACUGGCUGUUAGUGGAGUUGUUAAAUCAUGAUGUCUUAUGUUCAGAGUUAUUGUAGACCCUGUUAAAAGGCUUAUUCUUUGUGAUGUUGAAUUCAGCAUUCAAAUUCAGCAGUUGCAUAUACUAAUUGCACGAUUGUUUGUCUGUGUUAUCAAUAUUAUUAAGAUCAUUCCCAAUAUUUGCAGUAUAUUAGUGGAUUUUAGUAUUAUGUACAUGUAUAUAAUUAUUGGGGUUGUGUUUUUAUGUGGUCGUGAAAAUGAGGAUUGUUUCUAAUUUCAUAACAACUGUUCUCUGAUAUAUAUGAAUGGGAACCAUCUAUGUUACAAACCUUUGUACAUUAAAGGCAAAGAAAGAUGAAUUAUUUACCUGAAUUCUUGAUACUGUAUGUUAUUCAUGGUAGUUUUAGAGAUGAAAUAUUCCAUUGAAUAUUACUCUUCUAUAGUGUUAUACACCAUGAACUAGAAACUGGUAAUAUUUAAAGAAAAAAGAGAGUAAAUAUAUUGCAACAAAAUCCUUAAAAACACUGGUGUUGAUUGUAUAUCCCUUUUUGAUAUACAAUCUAUUAUAUUGCUUGAUCAUAAUCCAUGUGCUGAUUGUUCAGAAUUUAUUAGAGUAAUAAAUGACAAUUUUCUAAACGGUAUCACUCAUGUUAACCUUUGAAGUUGAACUAUUUUUUAGUAUGCUUAUUUAUAUCUGCAUAAAACAAGCACAGAUGAAACUUUCUAAAUAUUUGUAAAAAGUACUAAGAAAUGUUUCGAUGAAAUUUUUCAUUUUUUGUACAGGUUUGAAAUUUAAUCACAAUAACACAAUUUCAUUAAAGUUUUGAACAAUUGGUCCCAUAAAUUGUAUGUAGUUGCUGGUAGCUUUCUCCACUGCCAAGAUCUUAUUGAGCUGAUUGUUUUCAGAUAUUGAUUAUUUUGAAAAAAGAUUCAUUGCAUAGAUGAGAUUUUUAAUUGAUAUUGAAUUUACGUAAUUCUAUUGAAAAACAAAUUUGAAGCUCAUGUUGUUGUUUUUAUAUGAGCCAAUGUUCCAAUUGAUAGUGUCUUAAUUUGUCUUAAUUUGGAUGAACACUAAAUGUCAAACAUAACAUCACUAUAGUCUAUACAAAAUUUUGCCAAUGAUAUGUUAGAUAUAAAAGUACCCAGUUGUUCGGUAAUUAACUGCGCGUAUAUGCCUGUCAAUUUCCCUUCCCUUAUUCAGCACAAAAAAUACAAACUACAGCACACAUUAUAAAAAAACAACAACUCACCCUUCAAAGUCAUUUCCAGGCCCUGUAUCAUGCAAGUUAAGUGUGUUAUGUGCUACUUUUUACACACUGUUGUUUAUUUAAGUUUAGAUUUUAUUCAGGACUGAAAUGUGUUUCCUGAAGAAACUGUUCUGAAUUAUUUCAACAAUGGAUUCGCUUUUAUAUUCAAGAAAAUGCAAAAAUCAUUAAUGCAAUGAAUUAAUUAUUUUUGUUAAGAUAUCAAAAUUUGUACUCUAAAGUAAGUUUGUUUUUUUCUUUUCUGUGAUAAGAUAUGAAGAUCAUGUAAGUUUACUUUUGGAUGAAGUCAGUUUCAAGUUGAUGAUUGAAUGCAUUAUUGCCCGAUGCUAAAAGUGGCAACGCUUGCCCACUCUGUUGAAAUUGCAUCUAGGCUGUCAUGUUCAGCUCUGAAAACACUACCAGAUAGAAAAUGCCAAACCAUUGUUUUAAAUGGUUAAUCAAUCAUGUAUUUACAAUUUUUGUUUGUUUUUUUAUUUGUAAUGUUAUUCAUAUACUAUAAUAUAUUAACGUUGAUUGAUUUUUACGUGAUCUAUUUGUUGAUCUUUGAAGCUUUUUGUAGUAAUAUAUAACCAUAUAUAACCAUAUUUAAGAAAUAUAUUGUUUAACAAAUUUUCAUUAAAGGUAUAUACAAAUUAAACAUAAUUUAUAUGUUCUUUUCCUAAAAUGCAACAAUUUGGUAACUCUCAUCUCUUUUUUGAACUAUACCAAAGGAUAACAUUAAAAAUUUAGUAACAACAAUUAUGUGAGCCAAAUGUAUGUGAGCCUGCUAUGUACAUGGGUCCUCGUGUUUUCUGUGAUAUGACGCAACAUGAAUACUAGAACUAAAAUGUACAUGCAGCUUAAAUAAUUUUAACUUGUUAAUUUGACUUAAUAACAGCAGUAUAUAGAGAGCAGUAUUAUCUGACCACCGGUAUUCUGACACCGAGGAUGUGAAUCGAUAGCUGAAUUGACAAAUAACCCAUUUAACCAAGCCACUUCCUGUGUGAAGCAUUCUUUGCAACUUUUCAUUGCUCCUCAAUACAUAAAUACAUUGUUUGCUAUGUCUACAUAUAGCCAGAUUCUGUGUAUGCACAUGACUUUAUUUGUUGUAAAUUCUAAAUACCAAUACUGUUGCCAUCUGAAUAGUUAUGUUCAUAGUAGUUAGUCAUUGCAACCUUUGUCAAUAAUUCAAUGAAAACAACAGAGACAAGCCCAGUAGUGGAACAUUCAAAUAUAAACCCUUAGAGGCACAAGGUAUAGCCACAAUGACAUGGAAACAGAGACACAAAUGUUCAAGCACCACAAACAGACAAAACACAUCAAAAUAGCUUUAUCAAUAGUGUUACUGCCAUUCGGAGUUUCUCGGCCAUUUUUAUCGAAAACAACCUGGGAUGUAUAUGGACAGUUUACAUACUCAAUAUGUUUAAGUCCGUAGAGUAGAUCACGAAGUAUUUAAUUUAGCAGUUAAACUUAAUGACUUAACUCAUGCGGAUCUUAAUUAUAUUUACAAUAUUACACUUCACUGGCAAUCAAUUUAAGCUUAGAUCAAUAAAUGCAAGCUAAAACACUGCAUUUAAUUAAAUGAUAUAAUUUACAAAAAUGUGAACUACUUCUACUGAUGUACUGGCAUAAAUCUGAGGUUGUUUUCGCGAAAUAUGGCUGAGGAGCUCCGAAUGUGUUACUGCCUCUGAGGGGUCAGUGAAACAAGUUUACUGGAAACACUAGUUCACUGGGGAUUUACCCAGUUCAUACGCACAUAACCUCACAUUUGUCAGGUCAUAUACAGUUUCCUCUUAUAAACCACAUGUUGUCUGUUAUCUGUGUUUUAUCUAUAAGUUGUUUAUUUGUUAGUACUUGCAAUCUCAUUUUGUAUUGUUAUAUUGAAAUAGCAUUGUUUUGCUGCUCAGAACAAGAUAUACAUGUAUGCUUUUGUUUGGUGUGUUUCUGUAUCUGAAUGUCAAUAAUCAAACUGUAUUGGGAUAGCUGGUGCUUUUGUUGAUAGGUUUUGUACUGGUAUAGCCAAUGGAUAUAUCAUUAACAUUUAAGCUGCACUUUCACAGAUUUGCUGUUUUUGCAACUUUUUUUUCUUUUUUUCAAACGAGCCAAUUUAUGCGAAAAUUCAUGUAAACCAGUUAUAUAAGACUGUUGCCAAGACAUUAGAUUGCAAAUUUUUAUAUUUAAGUUUAAAAAUUGAUGUUUUAUGCAUUUUUCUUAAACCGUUGAUAAUGGUUCUAGCCAUAAAACAUUAAUUUUCAAACGGAAAUUUGAAAAUCUGUGAUCUGAUUUUUUGUCAGCAGUCUUUUAUCACUGGUUUGCAGAUAUUUUAUCAUUCUUAGACAAAAAAUAAAAAAGUUGUAAAAACAGUGAGUCUGUGAGAGUGCAGCUUUAAUGGAUCCAAAGUAUACAAGUAAGCUUACCAUUCCUAGUCAGUCAGGUAGCAAUGCGAAAUUUUGAUGCCUUUUUACCCGUAUAAUUUUUGUAAUCAUUAAAAUGGCCGGUAUUGCUUGAAGAUUUAAAUAUCUUAAAUGUAAUGACUGAAACAUUAUUAUGGAUACAGAGCUGAAGUUUGUCCUUUUGUUCUUUAUUUCAUCUGAAAUUGGAUGUGAAUGGGCUUCUCUUGUAAUCAUUCAAGGCCAAAAAGCUCGGUGAGAAACAAAAGAAUGGUACUUUUUAACUACUACUGGUAUGUUUCUAUGUUUAGAUGCUUUCAAAUGGUACCAAAAUAAUAUGUGGUCAUUAGGCAUCCAAUGGUCAGAUACCCACAGCUGAUCCAUUCCUUUAUUCUACAUUGACAACUGCAUGGCUCAGCCAUGUGUAGUGAUUUUCCUAUGAUUGAUUAUAAUCGAAAAUUGAUUGGUUUGGCCUAAAAUUGGCAACUAUUGAUUGUAUUUGGUCAUAAUGGAUCGGAUUCAACAGGCAAGUUGGUUUUCAUCUUUCCUCUUGUAAAUUGCAUUGAGUUUACGUCUGCCAAUUUUCCCCUUUGGGUUCAUUUAUACAUUCGGAAAUGUUCAGUUGUUAUCGUUAACGAUAUGGCCGGAAGCAACACAACACUAAAUAACUUCAAACAUACAUAUAACAUUGUUAACGAAUAUUAGUUUUUGUACAAAAAAAAUAAACCUAAAAUUAAGAUUGUCAAAAACGGAUUGUAUUAUCAAUAAUCAGUUACAUGAGUGGAACCGAUGAUCGAUAGUCAAACUGGAACCGAUUCACAACACUGGCCAUGAGUAUCUGACCAUGUAGGCAUGUAAGUUUUGGGUACUGGUUAGAAUGGUAUUUAUUUUUGUCUUGGAAUAAUGUUAAAAAAAUGUAUGUUUUAAAAAAUUAUAGAUAUUGUUGUACCUUUAUAUUUUAUUAUUGUGCACUAUAUGUGUAUAGUAGUCACUGUUUUGUUUGCACUGGCUAUUCAUGAAUUAAUUAAAACCAAUAAAUGAUAAAAAAUA